Stegodyphus dumicola is the source of this 1369-nucleotide messenger RNA. RefSeq names its product protein ALP1-like. NCBI's taxonomy places the organism in Eukaryota, Metazoa, Arthropoda, Arachnida, Araneae, Eresidae. The record is from RefSeq and is a predicted model, not a curated record.
AAACUGAAAAGACAAGUAAAGACAAAAGAAAAAAAUUAUUAACAGUUUACAAUAGGCAUUUGAAAGAGUGGCUACCAACAGAGACACAAAAUUCAGUGGCGACACAUGGAUCAGCGUACUUUAGAAAAGACGUCAGGUAUGUCGAGCACAUGUCCAGCAACAACAGACAAGUGGGAAACAAGGAUUACCUGCAGAUGUGACUGGACUCCUGUACACGAAGCCUUUAAUAUGACCCCAAAAAGAAGAAAUCCAAGCAGGUUAAAUCAGGAGAACACAGUGGCCAGUUCCUCCCCAUCCUAUCCAAUCCUGACAUUCCCACUGAAGUGAGCUGGGGCUCCAUCAUGCUGGAAUCACAUUUGUCUGUGAACAGCUGGUUUAGGCACCUUGCAACUGGAAACAGCUACAGUUCUUUGGCAUAUAGUUUUCGUGUUGGGAAAUCUACUGUAGGAGUUGUGGUGCCUGAGACAUGCAAUGCUAUAUGGACAGCUCUUCAGCUGGUAUAUCUAAAAGAGCCAGAGAAAAGUGAUUAUGAGAGAAUAGCUGUAGAAUAUGGCACAGUGUGGGACUUCUCAAAUUGUGUUGGAGCUGUCGAUGGCAAACAUGUUGUCAUUCAGGCUCCAGCACAUGCUGGCUCUACCUAUUUCAAUUACAAAGGGUCACACAGCAUCGUUUUGAUGGCCGCAUGUGAUGCUUCAUAUUUAUUUACAAUGGUGGACAUUGGAAAUUUUGGCAGAAUCAGUGAUGGAGGCAUUUUCUCAGCUUCAAACCUUGGGAAAAAGCUUUCUCGUGAUAAAGAAUUUCUGCCUGGGUACAAAAAGUUACCAAAAAGCUCCAAAUGUCUGCCACAUGUCUUCGUUGGAGAUGAAGCAUUUGGACUGAAAGAAAAUUUCAUGCGUCCAUAUUCAGGUAGAAACUUAAGUAAUUCAAAAAGGAUUUUCAAUUAUAGGCUCUCCAGGGCAAGAAGAUGUAUAGAAAACACAUUUGGUAUUUUGACUGCUCGCUGGAGGAUUUUACGGAAUCCAAUUAUUGCACAGCCUCAGACAGCAACAUUAGUUGUUCAGGCAUGUUGCUGCCUGCACAAUUUCUUGAUGAAAUACGAGUCUAUAUCUCAUAAUUAUAAAUACUGCCCACCUAAUUUUGCCGACAGACCCAUGCUUGAGACAGCUAAUGGACUCUGGCGAGAUGAUACAUCUCCAAACAAUGGUCUAGUGAGAAUUCUUAGAUUAGGGAACAAUAACUAUUCAUUUUCCUCUGGAUCUGUUCGUGAUUUAUUUUGUAGUUAUUUUGAAAAUGAAGGAGCACUCUCUUGGCAAAAUAAAAGAAUAGGUCUGACAGUGCACCCAAAUUAAAGAUAAAUGUAUGUAAAUAA